Molecule: messenger RNA, 980 nt
Organism: Hansenula anomala
Lineage: Eukaryota; Fungi; Ascomycota; Saccharomycetes; Phaffomycetales; Wickerhamomycetaceae
Gene: RPA43
Product: DNA-directed RNA polymerase I subunit RPA43
Exons: 1
Coding region: 234-938 (234 amino acids)
Biological process (GO): DNA-templated transcription initiation
Cellular component (GO): RNA polymerase I complex
Source: RefSeq, a predicted model, not a curated record
CCACAAUGUCUGAGGUCACUAGAAAGAGAAGUGCUGUCUCUUCAGACUCAUACGGUUCCCAAACCACAAAGAGAAAACAAACAAGCAAGAUAUCCGAAAGUGCAAACCCUGUGAAUAAAAAAGAUGGAUUAAGUGAAUGUUUUAAAAAAAUUAAAACUAGUUUAUACCUUUCAUUAGCUCCAAUAUAUACAAAUAAACCUCUAGAAGGUAUAAAAGCCCAGCAUCUAGACUCCAUGAUUAUGAAACAUUUCGCACCGGCAAAUGGUGUUGUUAUAGGAUAUGAUAAUUUAAAACUAAGUGAAGAACAUUAUGGGAAAGAUGAAAAUGAUGAUCAAGUUGUUGUUGCUAAAUUAAACGCUCAUAGUCCCUUUGCGUUUUUUUGGAUAAAUGUUGAAUUACUCGUAUGGUGUCCUUCAGUUGGUGAUGUUGUUGAAGGAUUAAUCUAUAUGCAAUCACCAUCUCAUAUUGGGUUAUUAAUUAAUGAUACUUUUAAUGCAAGUAUAAAGAAGAAUUUCAUACCUGAAAAUUGGACCUUCAUUCCAAACCAAGCUGAUGAAUUUGAAGAGAAUAAUAAUAAUAAUGAAGAUGAUCAAAACACAGGGAGUAAAAAAUUCCAAUCAUUAGGUCAAUGGGUUGAUGAAAAUGAAAUACCAAUUGAUGGGAAAAUAAAAUUCACAAUUAGAAGAAUUCACACAUCAGGUAGAGUUGUUUCAGUGGAAGGUUCUUUAAUCAAACCAGGUUCAGAAUUAGAAGCAUUACCAGUUACACCUGGAUUGAAUAAAAAAAUUGUAUUUGAAGAUAGUGCUUUAGAUACUAUUGUUCCUGAUGAAGUCAAAGAAGAAGUUCCAACUUAUGAUAAUGCAAAUAGUAGUGAUGAAGAUGAUGAAGUUGUUGCACAAAAUUCUUCAAGUGAAGAUGAUGAUUCAGAUUCUGAUUGAAUAAAAUUUAAAAGUAUUUGCAUUUUGUAUAUUAAAUAGAGG